Molecule: messenger RNA, 1343 nt
Organism: Macadamia integrifolia
Lineage: Eukaryota; Viridiplantae; Streptophyta; Magnoliopsida; Proteales; Proteaceae
Product: COBW domain-containing protein 1-like
Exons: 8
Coding region: 134-1213 (359 amino acids)
Cellular component (GO): cytoplasm
Source: RefSeq, a predicted model, not a curated record
ACAGACUACUCUGGAAGACUCGAAUUGCUGUCUUCAUUUACGAAAGUUUAUAAUUGAGCCUGAAAUUCCGCAUAAGACCCUUAAAGCUAAACGCAGAACCUCCCCCUUUCCACUGCAAGUGGAACAAGCUGUUAUGGCUACAUUGUCGAUGGACUUAGCGACUACUUUCAUUGGGUUAGCGAGUCGACUGGCGAACACGCUUAGAGUUCGGACUACAGUGUUCUCACUUCCAUGGAGAUCAAAGCUUCAUCUAUCUUGGAGCUUCCAAACAUCUUCGGUCGACCUGAAAAUGGUCUCCAGUUUCUCAAAUUCGAACAGACGUGUUCGUUUGUUUACGGCUGCAGCUGCCACAACUGAGAAUGAGAACUCGGAUGUUUUGACCAAGAUUCCUCCUGAUGAUCGAGUUCCUGCUACAAUAAUCACUGGGUUCUUAGGGUCUGGGAAGACGACUUUGCUGAACCAUAUAUUGACCGCUGAUCAUGGAAAGCGUAUAGCAGUGAUUGAGAAUGAGUUUGGUGAAGUGGACAUUGAUGGUUCUUUAGUUGCUGCCAAAACUACUGGGGCUGAGGACAUAGUUAUGCUCAAUGAUGGUUGUCUCUGCUGCACUGUGAGGGGUGAUCUUGUUCGGAUGAUUUCAGAGUUGGUGAAGAAAAAGAGAGGAAAAUUUGAUCAUAUAUUGAUAGAGACUACAGGAUUAGCAAAUCCAUCACCAAUCAUCCAGACAUUUUAUGCAGAGGAUAAAAUUUUCAAUGAUGUCAAGCUGGAUGGUGUUGUAACCCUGGUUGAUGCAAAACAUGCUGGUUUUCACCUUGAUGAGGUUAAGCCCAAAGGUGUCGUUAAUGAGGCAGUUGAACAAAUUGAUUACGCUGAUCGCAUUAUAGUGAACAAGACUGACCUUGUCACUGAACCAGAAACUGCUUCCUUGAUCCAGCGUAUAAAGGAUAUAAAUGGCAUGGCUCAUCUAAAACGUACUCAAUUUGGCAAAGUUGAUUUGGAUUAUGUUCUUGGUAUUGGAGGAUUCGAUCUGGAAAGGAUUGAGAGUGCAGUUAAUGCAGAGGAUUCAAAGGAGGGUCACAAAGAUCAUGCAAGUCAUGAUCAUGACAAUGAUCACCAUGAUCACCAUCAUCACGAUGAACAUGACCAUAAACAUGUCACUGUUCACAGUCAUUGGAGAUUACCUCCAUCGAGAAAACCCCAUCUGGGUUGCUGCUGAGGUCCUAGUCAACAAGUUGGGCUGCUGCCGUCUGCCGAGCAUUACACCAUCAAGUUGAACCUUCCACUGCGUCAAAUCUGGUGGUCUGCAUCUCUUUCCUUUGGAUGACCUUGAGUUCUUCUUUUCUCCU